GGAUGGUUAAACCACUGGUGUGUUUCUGCCCUUUGCUGGGAUGAUUUCUUGUGAUGCUGCAGAAGGUUGUAGAGUCCUGAGACAUGGUCUCUCUUAGAAAAGUGGACCUUGUUUGUCCCACUUUGGGAAACUGUUACCUCAACGAGGGUGGGAAUUGCCUUCUGACCUUCUCCCACACCUGCCUCGCCUGGGGAGGAAAGGGUAAAGGGUCUCCAGAAAGUGAUGGGUGCUGCCACAAGAGACACACACCCAGUGUACACCCAAGUCCUUCCAUUUUCUUAGCCUCUCCCCAGGCCUCCAGCCUUUGGCUCCUAGGGUGGGCAGGGUUGAAAUCUGGUCACUUGGGCAGCGCCAGAAGCAGCUACCACUCCCACGACCAUUAGCCCUUCCUCCUUGGUCCUCUGCUAGGUAUACAGGGUAAGGGGGGAGGUCCAGGCUCUCUUCUUGGCCAUGCUGGACUCCCGGGUGAGAUAUGACUCCAAGACAGCUCUUAAGGGUGACCCAAGCCCUGGUGUCAGGCAGGCAAGGGUUAAAAGGUAUGGGCUGGGCCAGUCCCUGGCCAGGUAGGCAGGGCCAUUACCUAGUGGGAGGUGGCCUAGACCUCCGCCACUGGGCUCACCACUUAUUGCCACUACCAGCGGGAUCAGGGCCUGGUCGAAGCAACUUUUUUUUUUUGAGGUACCUGAGGCCACCCCACAGCACCUCUCUGACUGGGCCACAGGAUGGAGUUGGGACAAGGAGCAACUCACAGACCUUGCAGUCAUUCGUUUAUUCACCCAGCAGACACUCCCUGAGCACUUGCCGUGUACCCGGAAGUAUUCUGAAUGCCAGAGAUACUGAUACAUUUUCUGUUCUCAUAAAGGCAAGACUCCUGACGGUGGCCCAUGGGCCUCUGAGGAGGUGUUGUAAGUCCGCCCAGCUCCCCACUUGCUGUGCUCCCACUCAAUGGGAAGGGAACCGAGGUACCCGGGCCUUGACAUUGGCACAGAAUCUGAGAGGGCAGCCCAAGCAGGCCUUGUCCAGCCAUCAGUCACGGCAUCCUGACAGCUUCAGGAUGGAAGUCAAAGGUCAGCUGAUCAGCUCUCCCACCUUCAACGCCUCAGCUGCCCUGUUUGGAGAGGCUGCCCCCCAGAUGAAGUCAGAGCGUCUACGGAGUCUGCUCGACCGGCAGCGGGCGCUGCAGGAGGCCCUGAGCCUGAAACUGCAGGAGCUACGGAAAGUGUGUCUCCAGGAGGCGGAGCUGACUGGCCAGUUGCCUCCCGAGUGCCCACUGGAGCCUGGUGAACGACCCCAGUUGGUCCGCCGGCGCCCCCCUGCAGCCCGCGCCUACCCGCCACCACACCCCAACCCAGCACACCAUUCCCUGUGCCCCGCCGAGGAGCUGGCGCUUGAGGCCCUGGAGCGAGAGGUGUCUGUGCAGCAGCAGAUCGCCGCAGCUGCCCGCCGCCUGGCCUUGGCUCCCGAGCUCAGUGCCGAGCAGCGCCGGCGCCGGCGCCAAGUCCAGGCAGAUGCCCUUCGGAGGUUGCACGAGCUGGAGGAGCAGCUUGGGGAGGUCCGGGCCCGCCUUGGCCUCUCGGGGCUCCCGCCAUCCCAGCCCCUGCCCCUGUCCACCGGAGGAGCCGUUAUCACCACCCAGGGAGUCUGCCUGGGCACGCGCCUCGCUCAGCUCAGCCAUGAGGACGUAGUUCUGCACUCGGAGAGCAGCUCCCUCUCAGAGUCUGGGGCCAGCCACGAUAAUGAGGAGCCCCGUGGCUGCUUCCCUCUGGCUGAGCGCCCCUCACCGCCCAAGGCCUGGGACCAGCUGCGGGCAGUCUCUGGGGGCAGCCCUGAGCGGCGAACCCCAUGGAAACCACCCCCAUCCGAUCUUUAUGGGGAUCUGAAGGGCCGGCGAAACUCUGUGGCCAGCCCCACCAGCCCUACACGCUCACUGCCCAGGAGUGCCUCCAGUUUUGAGGGGCGAAGUGUGCCUGCUACUCCCGUCCUCACCCGGGGCGCUGGCCCCCAGCUCUGCAAACCCGAAGGCCUCCAUUCUCGCCAGUGGUCCAGCAGCCAGGACUCCCAGAUGGGCUUCCCACGGGUGGACCCUGUCUCCGACCGCACCUCCCUCUUCGCAGCUCGCACCCGCCGCAGCAAUAGCUCCGAGGCCCUGCUGGUGGACCGGGCAGCGGGUGGGGGAGCUGGCUCCCCGCCGGCACCUCUGGUUCCCCCUGCCACCGGUCCCCCAGUCUGCAAGAGCAGUGAGGUGCUAUAUGAGCGCCCCCAGCCAAUCCCCGCCUUCUCCUCCCGCACGGCUGGCCUCCCAGACCCUCCCCGCGCUGCCCGGCCCAGCUCAGCCGCGCCGGCCUCCCGCGGGGCCCCCCGGCUCCCACCCGUGUGUGGGGACUUCCUCUUGGACUACUCCCUGGACCGGGGCCUGCCUCGCGGGGGCGGCGGGACAGGCUGGGGGGAGCUGCUGCCCACAGCUGAGGUUCCAGGACCCCUCUCCCGCCGGGAUGGGCUCGUCACCAUGCUCCCAGGCCCACCGCCUGUGUAUGCAGCUGACGGCAACAGCCCCCUCCUCCGCAGCAAGGACCCCCAUAGCCGUGCCCCCCGCACCAAGCCCUGUGGUCUGCCCCCGGAGGCCGCCGAGGGCCUGGAGGCGCAUCCCAACCCUCUGCUGUGGAUGCCCCCACCCGCCCGUAUCCCCCCGGCCGGUGAGCGCAGCGGCCACAAGAACCUUGCCCUGGAGGGGCUGCGGGACUGGUACAUCCGGAACUCGGGACUGGCCUCGGGGCCCCAGCGCCGGCCUGGGCUCCCCCAAAUGGGCCCGCAGCACCCGCCCUUCCUCCAUGCCCGCUGCUAUGAGGUGGGCCAGGCACUGUACGGGGCCCCCAGCCAGGCGCCGCUCCCGCACUCGAGGAGUUUCACGGCGCCCCCUGUCUCCGGCAGGUAUGGGGGGUGUUUUUACUGAUGGGUAGGGGUCUCUUGAGGCAGAUAGCAAAGGUGUCCAGGCCAGGGAGCAGCUAGUCAUGGUAGCUAAUGACAGGGACCACGAAAGAAGUAGCUGCAGCCUUGGCCUGUGGUCCCUGGGCCCUGCCUGACCCGCGUUAAUCUGUGGGGUCUCGGCGGAGGGGUAUCUUGGGCCCCGGUAGCAGCAGUUCUUCACCGAACUAUUCAAGAGUUGUAAGAGUUGAACAGCCAGUGCAUGUCAGCUGAAAAUGAGCCUUGAAACUAGGGUGCUGGGAGGAAGGGUUGUCCUGUGCCCCUCACCUUUCUCUUCCUCUUUUCACCACGCCCCGCACCUGCGAGCCUAAAGGUACUCUCCUGUGCCUGCUUCCACCUCUUUAACGAGCCUCUUUUCCUCUUUCUGUGUCUUGUCCGUCUUUUCCUCUGUCCGGUCUUCCCACCCUGUCUUCUGGAUUCCUGCUACCCCUUCUAAAGAUACUACGCGGACUUCCUGUACCCCCCGGAGCUGAGCGCUCGUUUAAGUGACCUGACGCUAGAGGGGGAGCAGUCCUCCGGUUCUGACCCCCAGACCCCAGGAACACUGGUCUGACCCCUUCUGACAUGCCCCUUAUUGGCCUGGGCAAGACUCCAGUUUGGGGAGCGCACAGCUGACCUCGCUGAGCCCUGGGAUAGGGUUGCUGUCCCUCCUGGAGGUGGGCACCAACCUGAUCUUCCAAGGCCCCUGGCUCCCCGUGGGCCCAUAAUGGUGUCUGACACCCUGCAUCUCCUUUCAUGCUGUGCUGGGGACUGGGGGGCCCUCCUCCAGCUUAAAAGAGAGGAGGUGAUGUAAUGGAGACUCCAAGCCCCUUCCUCCAUUUCUGUUUACAGUUGUGAUUUAGGUAUUCACUGUCUUCCCCCAACACUUGACAUUUUAUAAAAAGGGAAACUGUGAUCUCAUCCUGGUUGGGUUCAUUCCUGUCCCUGUGCCCAGCCUGCUCCAUUCAGGAGCCCCCUCCACAAAAUGGACCAGAUAGGGUCUUGGGGCCCAAUUUAGGGCAGUCAGGAGACUGAUGUGAACAGAACUCCCUGCCACCCACCCACUGGGACAAUGUUUUCUUGGCAGAGGUGCCCACAUUUGGAAGGAAUGAAGUCUCUGCCCACGUGUGGAAGGACUGAAGUCUGGGUGGGAGGCUUGGGUUCAUUUUCCCUUCCCCAGGGGUGCCUGCAGGUGCCCCAGACCUUGUCUGUCUGUGCCCGCUGCCUCUGCCCACAGAAUCAGAUGGCUCAGCCUUUGGUGGCAGCCUCUGCCCUCUUCCCAAUCGGGAAGCCCCACAGGAGGACCGAAGGGCAGAGCUAUUGGGUGUUGUGUGUCCUGGAAUGCUGCGGUGGUGGAACCUAGCAUCUAGUAGAUGCCAAUGAAAUCCUCAAGUGACGUCUUGCCACUGGCUCCAUCACAUCUUCCCUGGCUUUCCUUCCAUCCACCACUUUUUAAAAAAAAAAAUCCACACAAGCUGUGUUUUCUAUGAUAUCUUUCUGUGACUUUCUGAAGCUGGGGGUUCCUCUACCCCCUUUACCUGGUGUGAAAACUUUUCUUUUUGUACCAAUGGAUCUGGACCCAAAACACUACCCACAUUGGAAGGGGAUUUCUAUAAUAAAUGUGUAAACUGAA
This is a messenger RNA of Dama dama (fallow deer), 4594 nucleotides long. It is a transcript of the gene CCDC120, whose product is annotated as coiled-coil domain containing 120. The coding region runs from base 473 to 2950 and encodes 825 amino acids. Lineage: Eukaryota; Metazoa; Chordata; Mammalia; Artiodactyla; Cervidae. The record is from RefSeq and is a predicted model, not a curated record. The transcript has 11 exons.